Geodia barretti is the source of this 1203-nucleotide messenger RNA. The record is from the annotation of a GenBank genome assembly. NCBI's taxonomy places the organism in Eukaryota, Metazoa, Porifera, Demospongiae, Tetractinellida, Geodiidae.
AUGGAUGGGCGCUCCUUGUGGACAAAGUUUUCCUUCUGUUAUUUUGAAUCUAUGGCGGGUUUCUCAACCACAGGAGCCACUGUCCUCACAGAAAUUGAGCAUCUUUCACACGCUAUGCUCUUCUGGCGGAGUCUUUCCCACUGGCUCGGUGGGAUGGGAAUUGUUGUCCUUGCCGUAGCGAUUCUUCCAAUGCUCGGCAUCGGUGGUAUGCAGCUUUUUCGUGCCGAGGCACCCGGACCGCAGACCGAUCGACUCACCCCCCGUAUUGCACAAACCGCUAAACUUCUCUGGGGCGUUUAUCUCCUGCUCUCUCUUUUAGAAACGGUGCUGCUAAUGUUCGGGGGAAUGUCGCUUUUUGACGCGCUCUGCCAUACCUUUGGCACGAUGGCGACCGGUGGAUUUUCGACGAAGAACCUUAGCAUCGGACACUACAAUAGUGUUUAUAUUGACAUGGUCAUCAGUUGCUUCAUGUUUCUCGCUGGGACCAAUUUCGCCCUUCAUUAUCGCGCCCUUCGAGGCGAUGUUAAAGCCUAUUUCCAAGAUGCAGAAUUCAAAUUCUACUGUAUCGUUAUCGCAGUGAGUAUUACCUUAAUUUCAUGGAAUACAAUCAGGUUUCAAGUCGAUGGGGAUAUCCCUUAUGAUUCGAUGUGGACAUCGCUGCGUUAUGCUACAUUUCAGGUCAUGUCUAUCAUUACAACUACUGGCUAUGGGACUGCUGACUUUGAGCAAUGGCCCGCCCUCUCCCAAUUCAUUUUGGUGAUACUUAUGUUCUACGGCGGUUGUGCGGGUUCCACCGGUGGAGGUAUAAAGCAGGUUCGGUUCCUACUUCUCAUCAAACAGAGCGGUGCCGAAAUUAAACGCCUGAUCUUCCCCCAUGCCGUGCUUCCUAUUCGCGUUAACGAUCGAGUGGUACCACCCGAAGUGAUGACCAAUGUUCUCGGUUUCUUUUUCUUUUUCAUCGGAAUUUUUGCGAUUGUAACAUGCCUUAUGGCAACUUUGGGGCUUGAUCUCAUUAGUGCCGCCGGGGCGACAAUCGCUACGAUGGGAAACAUCGGUCCCGGUCUCGGCAGCGUCGGACCGACUGAUAACUACGCACAUAUUCACACGGCUGGUAAAUUUGUUCUAUCCUUCUGCAUGUUACUCGGACGUUUAGAACUUUAUACCGUGCUUAUCCUCUUUUCACCGAAUUUCUGGAAAAGGUAG